Molecule: messenger RNA, 1449 nt
Organism: Aspergillus pseudonomiae
Lineage: Eukaryota; Fungi; Ascomycota; Eurotiomycetes; Eurotiales; Aspergillaceae
Product: amino acid/polyamine transporter I
Exons: 4
Coding region: 1-1449 (482 amino acids)
Biological process (GO): amino acid transmembrane transport
Cellular component (GO): membrane
Molecular function (GO): L-amino acid transmembrane transporter activity
Source: RefSeq, a predicted model, not a curated record
AUGGGCACAAAUGCUCCACGCCACCUGGGGCUAGUCUCAACGGCCUUACUACCGGCCAACCGCAUGAUUGGAGCAGCGAUAUUCUCUGUCCCGUCCUCGAUUAUAGUUUCCGUUGGCAGUGCAGGCGCUGCGCUCUCUUUAUGGGUACUCGGACUGACACUCUCACUGUGCGGCUUUUACAUCUGGCUUGAAUUAGGGUGCUUAAUGCCAAGUAGUGGAGGAGAGAAAGUAUACCUCGAGGCUGCGUACCCCCGACCGUAUCGACUUGCGGGCACUUUAUUUGCCUUCUACAUACUUUUCGCAUUCGGAGGCCUGGCGAGCAUUGUUGUGGCUGAUAACUUCCUUCUAGCAGUCGAUUGCACUGCCUCUGACCUACAGAAGCGAGCACUGGCAAUAGCCGUUCUCUUUGUAGUCGCGGCGAUCCUAUCCGUAUCACAGAAAUGGGGCCUCCGCAUCAUGAAUCUUCUGGCCUUGGUGAAGAUGGCCAUUCUACUAUUGAUUAUAUGUACCGCUUUCGCGAUCACUGUCGGUGUGAUUCCGAGCAAGGGUCCUACUGACCGGGGGACCAAUUUCCGGCAGCCGUUUGCUGGGUCGUCGAGCAAUAUCUAUGACUAUACAGUAAGUCUGUUCAAAGUGCUUGGUUCGUUUCAAGGAUGGAAUAACUCCAGCCUUAUCCUGGGGGAGGUCUCCAACCCCCAACGCACCCUCAAGAUGGCUGGUGUAUUCGGCGUCGGAUCUGUCGGGGUGCUCUAUCUUCUGGUCAAUGUCUCCUAUCUGAUCAUUGCCACACCGGACGACAUGAGACAAACCGGCCUACAACUUGUGGCACGCAUACUGGGCAGCGUGUUUGGGAGUGCAACGACACGUGUGACCGGCGCCAUGGUCGCCCUUUCAUCCCUGGGCAGUAUCAUGUCUGUUGCAUUUACCGUAUGCAGAGUAAUCCGUGAACUUGCCAUGGACGAAGUGAUCCCGGCAUCCAGCAUGCUUUCCACGACCACUCGCUCCGGCAACCCAACACCGGCAACAUUUGUGUACCUAUUCGGGACGUCGGCGGCGGCCAUGGCUCUGAUUCCCUUCGGUGAUGCUUAUGAUUUCCUCAUCGAUGCAUCGCAGUACCAGGCCGCGAUGAUCAAUUUCGCGGUGGUAGUUGGAGUGUUUAUCAUCCGCCAAAGAGUACCGGCUGCCGAGUAUCCGUUUCGUGUGUGGACGUCAAUCGCCUAUGUCUUCCUCGCUGUUCAGGUCUAUCUCCUUGUGUCCCCGUUUUGGAGCCCCCAGGGACAGGGCGAUACCAGUUUGCCGUACUGGCUGGCGCCGAUGGUCGCUAUUGCGGGGUUUGGAUGCGGAGCGUCUUACUGGUGGUGGGCUCGGGACAAAACUGUUACCCGAGACCGGCCAUCCCGGACCCUGCUUGACAGAACGCAAGCCUACGGGUCUGUGCCAGGGGGUUGA